Molecule: messenger RNA, 1017 nt
Organism: Cynara cardunculus var. scolymus (artichoke)
Lineage: Eukaryota; Viridiplantae; Streptophyta; Magnoliopsida; Asterales; Asteraceae
Product: WRKY transcription factor 55-like
Exons: 3
Coding region: 1-1017 (338 amino acids)
Biological process (GO): regulation of DNA-templated transcription
Cellular component (GO): nucleus
Molecular function (GO): transcription cis-regulatory region binding; DNA-binding transcription factor activity
Source: RefSeq, a predicted model, not a curated record
AUGGAAGAGAUUGUUUCUUUGAUCUUUCAUGGGGGGAAGUUAGUUAAAGAGCUUGAAGAGAGCCUACCCAACAUAGCAAACCAACCCCAUGUUCUUAUUAGUUCAUGCGAUGAGAUAAGUAGGGUUUUUGGCAACGCGAGGGAACGGUUGACGUUGGCGGUGCAGGACUACGGCACCCACCACGAGUCGCUACCACAAAUGGAGGUUGGUGGUGGAUCAGUGCCGGAAUGGCUAAGGAGUUCGCAUGCAAUGGAUAUGGGGCUACAUGAACAACUAGCUCACCAUCAACACCAUGGUUUCGAUGCCAUUGCUGGCCAAGAGUUGGGUGGUGGAAAUGUCGAGGCUGUAGCGACCGAUGUAGCUCAGUCUUCAUUGCAUCGACCCCGAAGAAGAAAACAUGAAGCAGAUAGACGAACGUUUAGAGUGCCUGCUCCUAGAAUGGGGAACACUGAAGUUCCACCGGAAGACGGUUACACUUGGAGAAAAUAUGGUCAAAAAGAAAUUCUCGGGUCAAAAUUUCCAAGGGGAUAUUUCAGAUGCACCCAUCAAAAAUUAUACAACUGUCCGGCUAAAAAACAAGUUCAAAGACUCGACAACGAUCCCUACACUUUCGAAGUAACAUAUCGGGGAGAACAUACGUGUAUCAUGUCCUCCACCGCUCCUUCCAUGCCACCACCACCAUCGUUACCGGAGGCUAUGACAUCUUAUCCUACAUCACAUAAUAUACCACUUACGACUUCACAACCCGUCACACAAUGGUUAUCCAUUGACGUCAAACAACCAUUUGGAGAACUUUAUAGUACUAUUGCUCAUCAUAACAUGCAAAUGUACAAAAGUCAAUCGGAUAAUAUUGGUGGUGGUGGGACAGGUCCAUCGUCUCCUGCUAGAUAUACUGAUUAUCCAGGAGUAACAGACUUGAUUGAUACAAUGUUUAAUUCUGGUAGUAGCAGCAACAAUAGCAUGGAACUCAUAUUUUCUUCCGAAGAAAAAAAGGACGAUAGAGAAAAAACAAAUUAA